Molecule: messenger RNA, 3501 nt
Organism: Plasmodium coatneyi
Lineage: Eukaryota; Apicomplexa; Aconoidasida; Haemosporida; Plasmodiidae
Product: Sarcoplasmic and endoplasmic reticulum Ca-ATPase
Exons: 3
Coding region: 1-3501 (1166 amino acids)
Biological process (GO): calcium ion transmembrane transport; intracellular calcium ion homeostasis
Cellular component (GO): membrane
Molecular function (GO): ATP hydrolysis activity; ATP binding; P-type calcium transporter activity
Source: RefSeq, a predicted model, not a curated record
AUGGAGAAUGUAGUGCGGCACGCGCACGUGCACGACGUGCAGGAGGUGCUGAGGGCCCUGGAGGUGGACCCCACGAAGGGGUUAUCGAAGAGCCAGCUAGCCAAAAGGAAGGAAAAAUACGGGCUGAACGAAUUGGAAGUAGAAACGAAAAAAGGAAUCCUCGAGUUGAUCCUGAACCAGUUUGAUGACCUCCUAGUGAAGAUCCUUCUUCUCGCAGCGUUCAUAAGUUUCGCCCUAACUUUGCUGGACAUGCAAAGUCAUGAAGUUGCCAUCUGUGAUUUCAUUGAACCGCUCGUCAUAGUAAUGAUCCUAAUUCUGAAUGCUGCAGUGGGAGUGUGGCAGGAGUGCAACGCAGAGAAAUCGUUGGAUGCGCUGAAGCAGUUACAGCCGACCAAAGCCAAAGUGUUAAGAGAUGGAAAGUGGGAAAUCAUAGACAGUAAGCACCUAACCAUAGGUGAUAUUAUCGAGCUAAGUGUAGGAAACAAGACUCCAGCAGAUGCCAGGAUUAUUCAAAUAUUUUCCACCAGCAUUAAAGUGGAGCAAAGUAUGCUAACAGGGGAAUCUUGUUCUGUCGAUAAAUAUGCAGAGAAGUUAGAUCCUAGUCAUAAGAAUUGCGAAAUCCAACUGAAGAAAAAUAUUUUGUUCUCUUCCACUGCGAUUGUAGCAGGUAGAUGUAUUGCCGUCGUAACGAAUAUUGGUAUGAAUACAGAAAUCGGACAGAUACAACACGCCGUUAUGGAAUCCACCAAUGAAGAUACAGACACUCCUCUGCAAAUUAAAAUUGACUCCUUUGGAAGACAACUCUCCAAAAUUAUCUUUGUUAUAUGUGUAACUGUAUGGGUCAUAAACUUCAAACAUUUCUCAGACCCCAUCCAUGGGUCGUUCCUUUACGGCUGUCUGUAUUAUUUCAAAAUUAGUGUUGCGCUGGCCGUGGCUGCUAUUCCGGAGGGUCUGCCUGCCGUUAUCACGACGUGCUUAGCAUUAGGCACCAGGAGAAUGGUUAAGAAAAACGCCAUCGUAAGAAAACUGCAAAGUGUAGAAACGUUGGGUUGUACUACUGUUAUCUGCUCAGACAAAACGGGAACACUGACCACCAACCAGAUGACCGCAACGGUAUUCCACUUGUUUAAAGAGACAACCACUUUGAAGGAGUACCAGCUGUGCCAAAAGGGCGAAACGUUCUUUUUUUACGAAUCUUGCUUAGAGGAAAAUGGACAAGACAAUGAUUCCUUCUUCAACAAACUGAAGCGGGAGGAGCACUUAUCCGGUGGGAAGGCGGACCAAACGUCUUACCAAGGAUCUGCCACGGUCACCUCCAGGGGUAAUCACACCCACGGCAGCAAGCACCCCCCCUACGGUGGACAAAGCGACAGUGAAAAGUAUGAGGAGUACCCAUCAGAUGCCGAAACGGAGAAGUCCCUCGAGCAUAUGCCCACCAACGUUAACACCAUCAUCAGCCGGGGCAGCAAAAUUUUGGAGGACAAAAUUAAAAAGUACGCCUACUCAGAGUACGACUACAACUUCUACAUGUGCAUGGUGAAUUGUAACGAAGCCAACAUUUUCUGCAACGACGGGAACGAAAUUGUGAAGGUUUUUGGAGACAGCACGGAGUUGGCCCUCCUCCACUUUGUUCACAACUUUGAUAUAAAGCCUAGUUCGGUAAAAAAUAAUGCCAUGCCGGCUGAAUACGAAAGGGCCUCUGUCAAGGGUAAAGGUAAAAAGGGACAACAGGAAAAAGCAAACCCACCAAGUGGGGCAAACAAGACGGACGAAUUAACCGGCGAAAUGAACAACAGGGAGGAAAGCAAGUCCUACCCAAGUGAGUGCAUAUCCGCAUGGAGAAAUGAAUGCCAACUAAUUAAAAUAAUAGAGUUCACCAGGGAGAGGAAGCUAAUGAGUGUCAUCGUGGAAAAUAAAAAAAAAGACUUCAUUCUAUAUUGCAAAGGAGCACCAGAAAAUAUAAUAAAGAAUUGUAACUACUAUUUGGUUAAGAAUGAAGUGAAGCCACUCACAGAGGAAUUGAAAAAUGUGAUAUGCAAUCAAGUGAAGGGUAUGGGAAAGAGAGCCUUACGCACGUUAAGUUUCGCAUAUAGGAAGUUGAAAAAGUCAGAUUUAAAUGUUUCCAACGCGGAAGAAUAUUUCAAACUGGAGAAAGACAUGAUCUACCUAGGAGGGCUCGGUAUAAUUGACCCCCCAAGAAAGUAUGUUGGAAGAGCCAUUAACCUGUGCCAUUUGGCUGGAAUUAGAGUCUUUAUGAUAACAGGGGAUAAUAUGGAUACAGCGAAAGCCAUCGCGAAGGAGAUUAACAUUCUUCACGAUUAUGACAUGGAUGACGAGCUGGACCAGCAGAACGCCAAAUCGUCCAAGGGGGGAAACAACUCUAAAAAAUUAAAAUGUUGCUAUAGUGGAAGAGAGUUCGAAGAUUUUCCACUCGAAGUACAGAAGGACAUUUUAAAAAAUAAACAGCGCAUCGUUUUCUGUAGAACGGAACCAAAGCAUAAAAAGCAAAUUGUGAAAAUAUUGAAGGAUUUGGGAGAAACGGUUGCCAUGACAGGAGAUGGAGUGAAUGACGCUCCUGCUUUGAAAUCGGCAGAUAUAGGAAUUUCCAUGGGAAUAAACGGAACUGAAGUAGCGAAAGAAGCAUCCGAUAUUGUUUUGGCUGACGAUAAUUUCAACACCAUUGUGGAGGCAAUCAAGGAAGGCAGAUGCAUUUACAACAAUAUGAAGGCUUUUAUCCGUUAUCUCAUUAGUAGUAACAUUGGAGAGGUGGCCUCCAUUUUUAUUACUGCUUUGCUAGGCAUCCCAGACAGCCUUGCUCCGGUGCAGCUUCUCUGGGUUAACUUGGUCACCGACGGGUUGCCCGCCACGGCGUUGGGAUUCAACCCGCCCGAACACGACGUCAUGAAGUGCAAGCCCAGACACAAAAACGACAAUCUGAUAAACGGCCUGACUCUGCUCAGGUACAUCAUCAUAGGAACCUACGUCGGAGCGGCUACGGUUUCCAUCUUCGUCUAUUGGUACCUCUUUUACCCGGACUCGGAUGGUCAUACGCUAGUGAAUUUCUACCAACUGUCUCACUACAACCAAUGCAAGGCCUGGGGCAACUUCCGCGUCAAGCCGGUCUACGGCAUGUCAGAGGACCCCUGUUCCUACUUCUCUACGGGCAAGGUCAAGGCAAGCACCCUCUCCCUCUCCGUGCUGGUCCUCAUCGAGAUGUUCAACGCGCUGAAUGCGCUCAGCGAGUACAACUCCCUGUUUAAGAUCCCCCCCUGGAGAAACAUGUACCUCGUGCUGGCCACCAUCGGCUCGCUGCUGCUUCACUGCAUGAUUUUGUACAUCCCCCCCCUUGCUAAAAUUUUCGGUGUUGUCCCACUCACGCCAUACGACUGGUUCCUAGUCUUCCUGUGGUCCUUCCCCGUCAUUAUCAUUGAUGAAGUUAUUAAGUUCUACGCGAAGAGGCAGCUUAACAAAGGACUGUCGUCCAAGCAGAAGCUCGAGUGA